AAUAUAAUUGGUUUUCAGAAAUCGUUUGAUCAAUGAUCUUCAAUGUCAAAUCUCAAAUUAAUCAGAUAAAUCUAAGGGAUUGAUAGAAAAGGAUUGCCUAUAGCUUGAUGGACAACGAAUGCUUCAUCACUGCAAAGCGAAUCUCUGCAAGCCCCGAAUAUCAGCUAUAGGAACUCAGCAAUCAAUAACUCCAUAUUCCUAAGCUGUCAUUAUCGUUAGAGAUGCAUUAUUUCAUGCAUUUUCCAAGACUGCAUGUCGUGCCUGAAUUUCAGAGGGAUUUGAUUGUUGGCUGCUGGUAAUUGUCGUUUUCUGCGACUGCAGGGCUUACUUGCCAAUUCCUGAAUAAAGUCGCAGAUGAAUGGGAUCGGUCCAACAUCGAAGACUUCUUCAACACGUUUGGACAGUUAGAGAGUUGUGCUAGUUCCUUCAAGAAUUCUCGCGGUCUCUGGCCAGUGCUUUUCGUGAUCACUCGUCCUAAAACCUAGAACUUCAAACAAAUCUAUCUACUAGUCUCCAAAUCUCCAAUCUACAAAAUGCAAAGCCAGAAGUUGACAUCAAUUGAGUUAUAGAGCAUCGCUCAUCAAUUUCUUUCAAGAUGUUCAUAAAGAACUUCAUUGGGAUUCUUAUAUUGAGUAUUAGAGUCAGUGCUGAUCGCAAAAUAGACGAGAUAGUUCAGACUUUUAUCCUCGACGUGACUAACUCUUUCUAUCCAACUUCUAGUUUCAGUCUAUUUCAUUGUGCAGAACCAGCCGAGGUUGCUGAACUUUCCAGAUUCAUGUCGAAAAACCAAAAGCUCCAUGAAGCCUCCCCUAUCUUUGGAGAGUACAGAUUCGACUUUGUCAAUUCUCCAUUGGCUCACCGGAACUUCUACGUUGUCGAUUUGGACUGCGCCGGAGCUUAUGAACUCCUGAUUCAGGCGAAUGAAACGGGGAAUUUCAUUGCUCCAACAAAGUGGUUGAUCCUUCAAGAUUUACGAGCAACUGCGAAUUCAAUGUUCAACGGAAGUCUUGAUCUAGCAGAGUCCAAUGAAGAUGGACUUCGGCGGAUUUUCCAAGAUUUCCAUAUCUUCCCGGACAGUGAAAUCAUUGUAGGUCAAAGACUGGAGGGCAAUAUCAUCAAAUUGCUAUCUCCAUAUCGUCCUAGUCUUUUCCGGCGUAUCAUCAUCGAAGACAGAGGCACCUGGGCAAGUCGUAGUGGAAUCCAAUUUCGGAAUUAUCAUGUAUCAUCUAGACGUAGAACGGAUGUUCAACAAACUCCGAUGAAGGCGUGCGCUGUGAUGACCAAUCCAGACACAAUGAAUCACCUGGAAGACCUCAAGGGCAAGAACGUUGAUGUUAUCUCGAAAGUCGGAUAUCUCCUUUCGAAGCUGCUUGUGGCUCGAAUGAAUACAACAGUUGCUUUCAAUUUCGCUCCAACCUGGGGCUAUCAAGACAAGAACGGAAGCUGGAGCGGAAUGAUCGGGCAAAUUAUUCGUGAAGAAGUUGAUUUCGGCGGUACAGCUACGUUCCUUACUCCCGCCAGGCUCGGUCUAGUCGAUUAUAUCCAGCUAUAUACUCCAAAUAGAGUGAGAUUCAUCUUUCGACAGCCUCCACUAUCUCACAUUAGCAAUCUCUUCACUCUACCCUUCAGUCGGAGUGUCUGGAUCGGAAUAGCUGUCUUCAGCUGCAUUGGUUUUGUAAUAUUAUACCUGAGCAUGGCAUGGGAGUGGCAAGAAGUGAAGGACAUACCUACGGAUCAAAAAUUGUGGGGAGAUUUGGAGAUGAAGCCAGCUUUUGGCGAUAAUUUCCUGAUUCUGAUUGGGGCUAUCACCCAGCAAGGGUCUGCAUAUGAGCCACGGAGUGUCCCAGCACGGAUAGUCAUUCUGAUGCUUUUGGUCUUUUGUCUAAGUCUCUACGCUGCUUAUGCAGCCAACAUCGUGGCACUGCUGCAGUCCACAUCAGACUGCAUAAAGACAGUAGAAGAUCUCAUGAAUAGUCCUCUGAAGAUUGGAGUCCUAGAUAUUGUCUAUAAUCAUUAUUACCUGGGGAGCUUCGAGGAUCCCAUGAGGAAGGAGUUCUACGAGCGUCGCAUUAAGGGGCAGAAGAACAUCUGGAUGUCUCUGGAGGAAGGAAUCCACAGGGUGAGGAAUGAUUUGUUCGCUUUUCACACAGAUGUCACGAUGGGCUAUGGUCUUGUUCAAAGCACCUUCGGCGAGGACGAGAAAUGCGGCUUUGAGGAAAUUGAUUAUCUCUACGUGUCUGAUCCGCAAUUCGCUAUCCGGCGCAAAUCACCGUAUCGGGAAAUUCUCAGAGUGGGGGGUCUCUGGCUGAAGGAAACGGGUUUACGACAACGCUAUAUCAAUAUAUUGUGCAAUGGGAAGCCCCUAUGUAACAAUCAGAAGAAAUUCGUUGGCGUCGGCACCAUUGAAUGUUACGCCGCUUAUCUCACUAUAGGCUAUGGAAUGAUUUUGACAUUCGGGAUUCUCCUGUUGGAAAUUAUUUGGUCGAAAUACUCAAAGAUACAAGUCGAAAAAGAAAAGGGUGAACAUACCUCCAUUGCUGAUGAAAAGCCCGAGGAUCAAGCAGAUUUCAAAUUCGAGGAUCCUCUGAGGAAGGAAUUUUACGAACGACGGAUCAGAGAUCUCAAAACGCCGUACAUGACUGUCGAAGAAGGUCUCGAAAAAGUGAGAACUGGAAUGUUUGCUAUCCACACUGACCUAACUAUGGGCUAUGAUGUAGUAAAGAGUACUUACGCCGAAGACGAGAAGUGUGGAUUCGAGGAAAUCGAUUAUUUUUACACGUCGGAUCCAACAUUUACGAUCAGACAUCGAUCGCCGUAUGCAGAAAUCUUCAGAGUUGGCGGAAUAUGGCUGGAGGAAACAGGUCUCACACAACGUUUCGUUGAUAGGAUAUAUCACAAAAAGCCCACCUGCACCAACCAGAAAAAAUUUAUGAGUGUUGGAACCAUCGACUGUUACGCUGCUUACCUGGUUAUAGCUUACGGAUUAGCUGCCGCACUAAUGAUAUUCUUGUGUGAAGUGUUCUGGUUCAAAAAAUGUGAUACGAGAACUGCUGAUGCCACUGACGAACUAGAGGAUCGGCGAUUGCCAUCUACUGCAAGUUCACCCACAUCCAACCAAGACCACAGCUUCGAAACACUCGGAGAUGAAAUCCUAGUAAACACAGGCGAACACCCGUAGUGCGUAAUUCAAAAAGUGAUUAUAACGUGAGAGUA
Messenger RNA from Fopius arisanus, 3213 nucleotides. RefSeq lists its product as uncharacterized. NCBI's taxonomy places the organism in Eukaryota, Metazoa, Arthropoda, Insecta, Hymenoptera, Braconidae. Gene Ontology annotation, cellular component: membrane. Gene Ontology annotation, molecular function: ligand-gated monoatomic ion channel activity. The record is from RefSeq and is a predicted model, not a curated record. The transcript is spliced from 12 exons. Bases 596 to 3178 code for a protein of 860 amino acids.